GGCCUGGCCGCAGUCAGGUUCAGAGUGCCGUGCAUCAGCCUUCUGCACAUGUGUACACGUUUAAACCGGCAGGAGCGGCCGAGAACGCUGUUGUCGAUCUGAUCUGACCGAGUCUUACCUUUUUAAAAGAAGUUUCAUUCCGAUUGCUUAGUUGGAUACAACUCAUGGUAUUAGUAUUCAAAGUGAACCGCAGAUGCUGGAAAUCUGAAAUUUAAAAAAAUGAACAGAAUGGAGACAAGUGAUAGACAUAGCAACAUCUUGAGUUGUUUAUUUUGGGAUUCCAGCAGGAUCAGAAAGUGUUAUUGAAACCUAGUAAACAGCAUUGGAAUGGGGAAGAAGAAGGAAAGACUGAGUUCUGCUCAGGAUGAUGAGGCGUCUGAUAAUCAUGUGCCUCAAUGUACUCACUUUCAUAAGGGAUUGAACCAACGCAAGGUUAAGAAAGUUUUUGACCAGGAUUGGUGCGAUGCUUGUGAUGUCUGCAAAGCUGAGGACAAAACCAAGAGCAAAUGUGAGGAAACUGAUGAAACGCCAACCAUCUGGUUAUGCUUAAAAUGUGGGCAUAAGGGUUGUGGGAGGAAUUCAGAAGGACAACAUGCUCUUAAACAUUACAAGGGGCCACAUUCAGAUACACAUUCUGUGGCUCUUUGUUUGGACAACUGGAGCACCUGGUGCUAUUUGUGUGAUAAUGCAGUACAUUAUGAACCCACGGACCAGUUAGGACAACUUGUAAGCCUUGUCAAAAAAAUGGUUGCUGGCAAAUCCACUAAAGAAGCUACAUUCCCUCUGUCACAUGAAAAUGAUAAUGAUAAGGGAAGACAAGACAAUGAAACAGAUGCUGAGAAAGAAAGCAGUUGGGAAGAGAAGAACCAGCAAAUAUCAGUGAAAGGACUUAGCAAUCUUGGGAAUACAUGUUUUUUCAAUGCUGUCAUACAGAUCUUGUCGCAGACCUAUGUGCUGAAUGAGAUGAUUCGUGGAACAAAAAUGAAUGGAAAUACAUUGACAAUUAUAACUCCUAAUUCUUCAGACCUGGAACCUCUAGAGAUACACACUGAGCAACUAGGCCCACUGUCAUCUGCAAUGCAUCAAUUUCUUCUUGAUAUUCAACACACCAAAAAGAGUGUUGUUACUCCAAAGGAGCUGUUCACUCAAGUCUGUAAAAAGGCCGUGCGCUUUAAAGGGUUUCAACAGCAAGAUAGCCAGGAGUUACUUCAUUAUUUAUUAGAUGGAAUGAGAACCGAGGAGAUCAAACGAUUUGGUGCUGCCAUUUUAAAAGCCUUAAAUUAUCCUUCAGAGAAGAGAGAAGAUGAAGAAUCCAGGAAAAUCAGGAAAGUAUAUGAAAAUGAAGCUUCCAUGCUGAAUUUUGUUGAUCAGGUUUUUGGUGGGACUUUGACAAAUACAAUCAUGUGUGAGGAAUGUAAAAUGGUUACAUUAGUGAAAGAAACCUUUUUAGACUUGUCACUACCUGUUUUGGAUGAUCAGGGGGACAAGAAGAAAUUCCAGGGAAAGGGUGGAAGAAACACUACUGAAAAUGAUGAAAAUGAAAAUCUUGGUCGUUGUAAUGGAAAUUUUAUCUCUAAGGACAGAAAUGAAAUUUCAACUGGCCCGAGCAAAUAUGAACAAAAGAAGGCAAAGAAACAAGCUAAAAAGCAAGCCAAACACCAUCGCCAACAGCAGAAAUCUCAAGCGAAAACGCUUAGUUUAGAGGAUUCCAGUGUCAAAUGUUCUUUGGAUGAAGGUCAGAGAGGAAAACUUGAUGCCUCUGCAGAAGGCAAUGAAGACCUAGACUCAAAUGGCAUUGAAGCAGAGGCCUCUCCAGAAUCAGAUAAAUGUGACAGCUUAUCAACUGACCAUUGUCUUGCGACCACAGCAAAAGAAACAGUGGCAGUUAAUGGUCAAGAAGUGAGCCAAGAAAAUCUAGAUGUUGAAGAAGGCAGCAAAUCUGCCGAAACUGAACAAAAAGAAAGGCACUCUGAUUCCCAUAACUCCAAGGACUCUGACACUUCAGAUACAUUAGAGUCGAACAGAAUUUCAGAGGACCUAGUUAGUGGAUCCAGUGAAGAUGAUGAAACUAUUACCAAUAAUAUGAAUAAACUGAAUCUCAAUGAGUACGUGACAAAUCAUGAUGAAAUAACUUCAAAUCAAGUGGAGUGUGAGAGUGAUUCUGGAACUUCAAAUGAUCGACUCUCUUCCAUUAAAACUGAACAGGUGUUGUUUUUGGAUCCGGAGAAAGCAUUUUGCACAUCUACAAACGGGAAGCUGCUAAGUGGAAAAGACUGCUCUAUUGAGGCUUGUUUACAGCAGUUCACUCAGAUAGAAAAUCUCACCGGAGCAAAUAAACUACUUUGUGAAAAAUGUACCCAAAGGCAGUACAAAAGUGGAAUGAAGAGCAAUGCAAAUGCAGAUGACAAGUGGGUGUAUAGGAAUGCCAAGAAACAAACACUUAUUUCGUCAUUUCCCCCAAUUCUUAUACUUCAUUUGAAAAGGUUUCAUCAGCUGGGAUUCAAUCUUCGUAAAAUAAACAAGCAUAUCCAUUUCCCACAAGUUCUUGAUCUUACUCCAUUCUGUGCAGUGAACUGCAAGAAUGUUGAAGGCUAUACAAAUAUAUUAUACAGUCUCUAUGGAGUUGUGGAACACAGUGGCACAAUGAGAUCUGGACAUUAUACGGCUUAUGUCAAAGUGCGAGCUCCCAGAAAACACCUUUCUGAAUAUGCACUCUCUAGAUGUAAAGUCCCAAUCAUCAGUGCAGAGGCACCCAGGGGAAGGUGGUUCCACGUAAGUGAUACCUCUGUGAAAGCAGUGGCAGAGUCUGACGUAAUGAAUGCACAAGCCUACCUCCUGUUCUAUGAGAGGAUCUUUUAAUUUUUGCCGAUAAAAUGACUUAUUGAUCACAUUCAUUUGUACCAGAAUGGUCUACUUUUGUUUGAGGGAAAAAAAAUGGAAUCUAUGCAACAUUUAUCAAAUGAAAACAGUGACUGUGACAAGCACCAAAAAUAUUAUCUGUAUGAUCUGUAAAUUAGUCUUUCUAAACCACUAAGAUUACCAUGUAUUUUCCUACAUAUUAAACAUUGCUUUUUUAAAAGUAAGCAGUGAUACUUUGGGAGAAUAAAAUUGAUUGUUUGAUAGCAGAAUAAAUUUCAGCAUCCUCUGAGUAAUUUUGAAACAUUCAUUGAUGUAUCCUAUUACAUGUAAAAUGAGUUGGGAGAAUAUGCAGGUUUUAAUUAGGUUCAAUUUUAAUGGAGAAUGCUUAGCGGUUCCACUUAUUUACAUGUAAAAUGAAGACGGGUAUUGAUAGGAUCUGUUAGUUUUUUCCAUUCACUAAGGAUCAACAGAUACUUAUUGAGUGAUUUGUUUCAUAUGUAUGACAUGCUGAAUUUCAAUGUUGUAAGCUUUGUCUCAGGAAAUUGCAAUUAAUAAAAUUUAAUUAUUGUCUUA
Hypanus sabinus (Atlantic stingray) is the source of this 3432-nucleotide messenger RNA. RefSeq names its product ubiquitin specific peptidase 16 (gene usp16). Lineage: Eukaryota; Metazoa; Chordata; Chondrichthyes; Myliobatiformes; Dasyatidae. Gene Ontology annotation, biological process: protein deubiquitination. The transcript is spliced from 19 exons. The coding region runs from base 328 to 2859 and encodes 843 amino acids. The record is from RefSeq and is a predicted model, not a curated record. Gene Ontology annotation, molecular function: cysteine-type deubiquitinase activity; zinc ion binding.